This is a messenger RNA of Pyricularia oryzae 70-15, 525 nucleotides long. RefSeq lists its product as uncharacterized. The transcript has a single exon. The record is from RefSeq and is a predicted model, not a curated record. The coding region runs from base 1 to 525 and encodes 174 amino acids. Lineage: Eukaryota; Fungi; Ascomycota; Sordariomycetes; Magnaporthales; Pyriculariaceae.
AUGCAGCGCCUGAGCAUAUUCAAGCUUUUGGUGCUUGGCGUCUCCGCUGCCGAAGCCCGUCCUCUGGCCGUCACCACCGGCAGCGUUGGCACCCCUGACGGCCGGACGGCGGAGGUCGAUGCCCUCCCUCUCGGGAAAGCGGAACAGCUGACUCACCCCUUGUUGAGAAUGGGCCCCGGGCCAGCCAUCUCUACUGAAGCUCGUGCUGUCCAACUACCCGACGACGCCACGAGGGACCGCACGUCCCAGCCCUUUAGGCUCAUCAGGGGACCUGGACCCACCACCGCUAAAGGUCCCUAUCCUGUAGGAGUGCAGACAGACCCUUCGUGUCGGCCCUUCAAGGUUAUCAGGGGACCUGGGCCGACCACUGCCAAGGGACCCUAUACUUUAGGAAUGCCCACGACUGCAGAGCAUAUGCCAAAAGAGAAGCCCAACGUCGCCGCCUCGACUAUCCCGACGGAUGAUGUCAAUAAAGCAGCUUCGAGUGGAACUAUAUUCGACAAGAUCGGUGUUAACAAUCAGUAA